AUGGAUGCUAAUCCCAACACUACAACCGCCUUAGAGACGAGACCUCACCUGGCUAUCUUUGGACGUAAAUUAGUUAUUGAUCAAGUUAAUCAUUAUGUUGAAUUCAAUGAAUAUCCGCAGACAUCUGAAACUGGUGUUGCAACAGUCUAUGAUGUUUCUGCAUGGGAACCCGAAGAAGCCAGAAUAAGAAAGGCUUUUGCCUUGAAAAACAUACAGUACUCAAUUGGUGACCCAGGUGUUGAUACCACAAAAGAGUAUCGAACUUGUCAAGGAGUUAAAGCAUGCGAAUAUGCAUCACUGGCACUUCACAUGCCACACACUGAAGUUGAUUUUGAAGGUCAACUUUUUAAGCAUCUCUUUGAUGCUCAUGAAUAUUCCAUUAGCAAGCAAACCCUUGGGAAAUUUGUCGCUGCACAUAACACUCCAUGUCCUUAUCUGAAUCCAGUGACAAACCAAUAUUGUACAGGCAGCCCUAAGCUGUGUGAACAUAAUCAGAUCGAUGAUGGCAUACAAGCAACCUUUUUUAUUGGUUGUACAGGAUGGCAUGCUGGACAACAGCACCGUUAUAUUCAGAUUGAGAAAAGUAUCGAUAUUGAGUAUCUUCAAAGACUAUUUCGUGAUCGAAAGUAUUGUCCCAGAAAUAGAAAUUCUAAUGAUGUAUUGAUUGAUGGGAAGCACACUCAUUUACCACCCCCACCCAGCAAGCCUCCGAUAACUGUGGUGGAAAACUUGAACAAAAUAAUGAACAGUGAGGAUUUGCUAGAUCUUACUGCAUGCAAGCUGAUGACGAAGCCUGCAUUAAAGAUUUAUCUCAAUGGUGCGCAUAUUAGCACACUCCAUCCCUCUUUCAAUAAACAAUCUCGACUCAAUUAUUUGAUAGGAAAGGCCAAACGUGCUAAGUAUCCAUUCGGUCAGGAUAUUUAUGAUUUUUAUGAAACUGGUCAGAUUUUGAUUAUCUGCACGACAGCGGAUCAAUCACGACAACUCCAACAACUAAAAAGCUUUGAAAUCGAUGCAAGCUUCAAACGUGUCCAAGGCGUCAUUAAGGAAUGGGAAAUAAAUGCAUUUGUCGAACGCUACACUAAAACCUUACCCUUUGCUCGAGUCUUCACGGAUGUUGAGACGGCUAAUGCAUACGAACAUGUGUUUACGGAAGUCUUUUCUAUUGUGGAAAAUGAUGUUGGUCACCGAUUAAAGUUUCAGCACAUAGAUGGUGAGGGCAUUCAAAAAAUUAUUGCAGAUGCUCAUGAAGGCCAGGCAAAAGGGUUAGGUCUCUAUUUACAUAAAAUAGAUCCUAGUCGCACCGUCACAGAACAUCUUGAGCAUAUAUAUCAAACUUGUAUAGUGCAUUAUAAUCGGAAUAUUAGGAAUAAAAAAAUCCCCGAAGAAAUAAAGAAAAUGAUGUAUGCGAUACCGAAUCAAGAAACCGAAGCACAAGUCCAACUGCUUCUGUACCAAAUCGAGUCGAGUGAAAUUCCUGAAGCAAUCA
Messenger RNA from Paraglomus occultum, 1489 nucleotides. NCBI's taxonomy places the organism in Eukaryota, Fungi, Glomeromycota, Glomeromycetes, Paraglomerales, Paraglomeraceae. The record is from the annotation of a GenBank genome assembly.